Molecule: messenger RNA, 1723 nt
Organism: Ceutorhynchus assimilis (cabbage seed weevil)
Lineage: Eukaryota; Metazoa; Arthropoda; Insecta; Coleoptera; Curculionidae
Source: the annotation of a GenBank genome assembly
AAAUCGCUAUUAGAUGUUUAAUUUUUGUUAUCACUCAGGCAAAUCCAAAACAAAAAAUGGUUCCUUUUCCUCGAAUGCUUAAUUAGCAGCAGCUCAUUUUCCCUCUAUUUUGUAUAAUUGUAUUAAUUAAUUAAUAAGUUUCAAUUAAAAGUUUUCGAAGAAAAAUGUCUCAAAAAGUCGACUGGGCAAAGUAUGUAGCCCAAGCGGAAACAAAGCUUUCUUCAAUAAAUUUGAAGCAGGCCACUGCUGACCAGAGCCAUUUGGGCGAACUAGACGAUGAGGCCCCCGAUCAUUUCAGUCCGGCAGAAGCCAGUCUUCUUUCUAAAAUCAUUCGAAAGGGUCUUGUCGAGUCCAAAAAUGAUAUCGAAGUGCAAAGAAAAGAUCCCAGAUCUCCGUUGUACUCUGUUAAAACGUUUGAAGCUUUGAACUUGAAACCAAACUUACUGAAAGGUGUUUACGAAAUGGGUUUCAACGCACCAUCAAAAAUUCAAGAGCUAGCUCUACCAGCAUUAUUGGCAGAACCGAGCCAGAAUUUGAUUGCGCAAGCCCAGUCUGGUACAGGCAAAACUGCCGCUUUUGUGCUGGCAAUGUUAAGCAGGGUGGACGCUACUAAACCUUAUCCUCAGGCCAUAUGCCUUUCCCCUACAUAUGAGCUAGCAAUUCAAACUGGUGAAGCAGCCGCUCAUAUGGCUAAAUUUUGUCCUGAAAUCGAAUUGAGAUAUGCUGUUAGAGGAGAACAAGUUUCUAGAGGUUCACAAUUGACUGAGCAUAUUAUAAUCGGUACCCCAGGCAAAGUUUUAGAUUGGGCUCUAAAAUUUAAAAUCUUCGAUAUUAAAAAAAUUUCUGUGUUUGUACUGGACGAGGCUGAUGUUAUGAUUGACCAACAAGGACAUCAAGAUCAAUGUAUCAGAAUUCACAAACAAUUGAGCACAUCUUGCCAGAUGAUGUUUUUCUCAGCCACCUAUAGUCAAGAAGUUAUGGAUUUCUCUGAGCAUAUUGUUAAAAAUCCAAUUAUAAUUAAGCUCAAACGUGAAGAGGAAAUUUUGAAUAACAUUGGACAGUAUUACGUCAAAUGUUCAUCAGCUGAAGAAAAAUACAAUGCCAUUACAAAUAUUUAUGGGACUUUGGCAAUAGGACAAGCUAUUAUUUUCUGCCAUACACGAAAAGCUGCAGCAUGGUUGGCUGCAAAAAUGGCAAGAGAUGGUCACGCUGUAGCAGUUCUUAGCGGCGAGUUAACUGUGGAGCAAAGAAUAAAUGUUUUGGACAGAUUCAGGGCCUCCCAAGAAAAAGUCCUUAUCACAACUAAUGUUCUAUCUAGAGGUAUUGAUGUGGAACAAGUGACCAUAGUUGUAAACUAUGACCUACCAGUUAAUCUGCAAGGCGAAGCUGAUUGUGAAACUUAUCUGCAUAGAAUCGGGCGUACCGGUAGAUUUGGCAAAAAGGGUAUUGCCAUCAAUCUGAUUGAUUCAGAUAAUGCUAUGCGAAUUUGCAAAGAUAUAGAGAAGCAUUUUUCCAAGAAAAUUCAUUUUUUGAACGCCGAGGAUUGUGAAGAAAUUGAAAAAAUUGGCCAGUAUUAGUGAGGUUUCAAAUAUUUUUCUGUUUGUUUUCUAUUUCUUAUUAAUUUUUUAAGUUGUUCAAAUUCAUAAGGUUUAUGUAUUUGCUCUUUAAGUUUCGAAGAAUGUUUUUUCUUUAUUUAAUAAAUUAGGCAUUUUUGUAUACAUUA